CAAUUGUUUACCAAAAAGGAAAACGCUGAGGUUGGUCACAAGAAACAAAGUUUCUAUGAAAAAAAUCCCAAUCUCCUAUUCAGUAAAAGUUUAUGAUAUAACCAGCAAAGUCCAAGUUAACACCAAAGUCAAUCUUUCCAGUAAGUUGGCUUUUGCUACUUCAAAAUAUCUUUAAGAAGUAGUUGCAACACUAGUUCAAACUUCCCCUUGUAGCUAAUUGCACUGCGUCAGCUGAUUCUCAAGCUUUCAUAGAGAAGCUGGUACUCCAGCUUUCUAAUAAGAGGACAUGCAUAUGCGUUACUCCUCCCUCUCUUCAGCAGUGGUUUUCAAAAUCAGCAGAAGUUCUUAAAACACAAAUGAACAGCUAAGAAAAUCCUCACAAAUGGCUGCACCUUCAGCUGAUUUACUGACCACUCUUCCAUACACGAAAGCUUUUGGGGGUAACCAAAGUGAUCUACCCACGAAUGCAUCAGAAAUUCCGCCCAAAGCAAGCUGUGACUUAGAAGACCAUGCAUUGUCACUUGCUCUCAUACUUUUUUACUCUGUUAUUUUUGUCGUUGGAUUGGUUGGAAAUAUUAUAGCCCUGUUUGCAUUCCUGUGCAUUCACCAGAAAAGGAAUUCCAUCCAAGUUUACUUGCUAAACGUAGCCAUCGCAGACCUUUUGCUGAUCUUCUGUCUUCCCUUCCGAAUACUGUACCACAUUUUCAACAACACAUGGAUGUUUGGAUGGAUUUUAUGCAAAAUUGUAGGAACUCUAUUUUACAUGAACAUGUACAUUAGCAUAGUACUGUUAGGACUAAUUAGCCUAGAUCGUUACGUAAAAAUAAAUAAGUCUGUGAAACGACCUAAGAUGUUAAAUACUACCCGAAGUAUACAUAUUUGUUGCAUUGUGUGGGCAGUUGCACUAACAGGAUUUUCAUUAGUAGUUGUACCAUCUCUCUUCACAAGUGAGAUCAGCAAUUCUACCUUGUGCUUUCAUUAUCGGCAUAAGAAGAAUGCAAUAACAGAAGCAAUUUUAAAUUAUAUUAUUGUCAUCAUUUUUUGGACAGUUUUUCUCCUUUUGAUACUUUCCUAUGUUAAAAUUGCCAAGAACCUACUGAAAAUUUCAAGGAAAAGAGCUAAUUUUCCCAAUGCAGUAAAAUACACCCAGACAGCAAGGAAUUCCUUCAUUGUACUCAUUAUUUUCACCAUAUGUUUUGUUCCAUACCACAUGUUCCGAUUUGUCUACAUUACAUCACAGUUACAAGAGCCAUCCUGUUACUGGAAGGGAAUAAUUCACACAUGCAAUGAAGUUAUGCUCAUAUUUUCAUCUUUUAACAGCUGCUUAGAUCCAGUUAUGUAUUUCCUAAUGUCCAGUAGCGUCCGUAAGACUGUCUUCCAACUUAUUUGUAGAAGAAUUCACGGAGAUUCAAGUGUGACUCUGGAAAGUACUUCAGAAAUAAAACUUGGACAAUAUAUGCAAGAGAGAUUUUCUACUACCACUCCGCAUUCAAGUUCUGUAAAGAAGAAGUCUGACUUAAUCAAGUCAACAGAUAACAGCUUUUCUCAGUGUCACUUUCGGACGUCAGCUUAAGAUGCGCCAAAUACAAUAACUGAUGGAUACUAACCUCUUUUCAUUCUUCCCAUUACAAAAUGAGAAGUCUUACUUCUGUUUGUGAAAAUGAGAAGAAACUUUUCAGAAGUAUUUCCCUUUUGUUUAUCCAAGAAAACAAAACAGGAAACUUCCUUCAAGUUAUCUCAGGCACCUUCUGUGGGACUAACCUAGAACACUAAGUCUUUGGGGAGAUGUCCACAAAGUGGUUUAAGCCUGUGUAAGGAGUCUUGUAUACAGAUAUUAAUAUGAGCAAUUCAUAAACAGAUGCAUUUUGCAGAAGUAAUGUGUCCUAUUCAAAAGAGCUACAUGAAUCAUUAAAGCCUUUAUGUACUGUCUGCUUUAACAGGUUUCAAAGAGAUCAGCACUGAACUGUAUUUACAGAAUUUUUGCAAGGAAAUAUUUGAGAAUUUAGCAACAUAUCUGGCUCAAAAAUGAGGUGAAGAACACAGCUGCCAUUGAUUCAGUUAUAAUUACUGGAGAUUUGCUUCAUUAAAUAUAAAAACCAAAAUAAUCAAGCCUCCUUUAUUACUCAAACCCUUUAUUAUAUUUUCAAUGUUUUAAUGAAUGUCAAGGUUGAGUACUUGAGGUAAAGUUAAGCACUGGUUAGAAAUCAGUUAGAAAUUUGUGAAGGAGAGAUGACAUGGGUAUUUUCAGCUAGUUAGGAUUUCCUUCAAACUCUGAGCAACAAAUUUGGUGACUUCAGCUACACAAAGUAUUUCAACAAGGAAAAAACUGAGCAUACACAGAACGGAAAAGUUAGCUAUUGUGAACACUGGAAGCAUCAGCUCUGUUCUUUGCUCAGGAUCAGUCAUCUAGUCUAUUUAUAGGUUUAUGGAUUCAGGCACAAAGUAAAAUUUUGAAUUGUAAGGUUGUUUAAAACAGGUGAGCUGAAAGUGGAGCUUGUUAAGACCAAAAGACAUGCAAACAGACACUUAUACUGAGAGUAAUUUACAUGCCUAGCACAAGAAUCCAGAAAGAUGAACUAAUUGGAUAGUAGAUGUUAGGCACUAUCACUGCAAAAGAAGAUUCUAUUACGCUUAACACAUAACAACCAAUAUUGCUCAGGUUAACUGAAAGACUUUAAUAUUAAAUAUGAUUACCAAUUCUCUAAUAGAUCACAUGGCUUUAUACCUAAUCUGUCACAAAAUGUGAAGAUUUUUAAUUAUACAGCAAAAUAUUCUGAUUUUAUAGAAGCUAGUUAUAAACUGUACAUGCUUUACAGAUUGUAGAGAAGGAGCACCAGAAGCCAUGUAUAAUAUCAACAGAUGAUUUAAAAAAUAAAACAAAACAUUAAAGAGUAAUACAGUCCCCGGGACCACAUAUUACAUUACAUACUACUUCACUUUAAUUAACCUCUGUGCAUAAGGAAUGAAAAGCAUAUGUGAUUCAAAACUUGAAUGAGAUUCAGAAGCUACAGUUUAGUGUUUAUAUUAGGCAAUUGCAGCACCUACGAAAACAUAUAAAAUUAGGCAAGCUAGGGUAGAUAAGGUGCCCAGGGAAAAGUGAAUAAAUUUGUUUGAGAAAAAACAUCUACCACCUAUCAGCUCUAGCAGCGCUGUUACAGAGGAGCCAGCAAAGGAGCUCUCCAGUAGACUUGAGAAGCAUCAGGACAAAGGGGAUAAUGUUGUACAUGGACUCUAGCAAGAUCAUUCACAAAAGGUCCUAAAGAAAUUAGAAUAUUAGAUGAUAUUUCUUAUUUUGGAACUAGUUAAAAAGUGGAAAUA
Molecule: messenger RNA, 3318 nt
Organism: Lagopus muta (rock ptarmigan)
Lineage: Eukaryota; Metazoa; Chordata; Aves; Galliformes; Phasianidae
Gene: GPR34
Product: G protein-coupled receptor 34
Exons: 2
Coding region: 383-1573 (396 amino acids)
Biological process (GO): G protein-coupled receptor signaling pathway
Cellular component (GO): membrane
Molecular function (GO): G protein-coupled purinergic nucleotide receptor activity
Source: RefSeq, a predicted model, not a curated record